Molecule: messenger RNA, 963 nt
Organism: Lolium rigidum
Lineage: Eukaryota; Viridiplantae; Streptophyta; Magnoliopsida; Poales; Poaceae
Exons: 8
Coding region: 1-963 (320 amino acids)
Source: RefSeq, a predicted model, not a curated record
AUGAGUUCAACGGUGGAUGCUGCUGUAAGGAAAGGCUCUGUUGUCUUAACAAGGACGGAAAGUAUAACCGAAUACAAAAACAAGGGUGGACAACCUAGAUCUGGUACUCAAGGACAAUCUGACACUCCAGUGUCAGCUAAUGACAUGUGUGCCCUGGAUGAAUGGCCAUCCCAUGCUCGCCGCUAUCGUGCGCAACUACAGGAUGAAGCAGAUGGACAGAAGAAGAAGAAAGGGCGAGGUAUUGUAAAAGGUGUUAAAGCAGCUCAGAAGCGUUUUGCCAGCGGAUCUGCGAAGCUAAAUAUUACAUUCUCUGAAACGUUGGGUGGUACGAUAGGAAUGAACUAUCGCUCAUUCAAGGAUGACGUGGUAGUGAUAAUGAAAAGGAAGGUACCACUCAUUGGGGUGAGGAGGUGGUCCGACAUUCACCCAAGUGUGCAUCGACUCAUUGUCGCAGAUGUGAUAGACAGAUGGGACCUAGAAGAUACACCGGAAACUGAAGAGAAAAUUCUCAGAAUUGCGCAAGAGCGAUAUAGAGGCUGGCGAUCGACUCUAAGCUCCACUUACAAGGCAUUCAAAACAGAUGAUGCUAGAUUGGCUAAUGUUCCGGAAGAUUUAGAACCAGAAGAGUGGGAAUGGAUGAUCAACUACUUCGGCAAUGAUGAAAAAUUCCAGGCACGCAGCCAAAUGAACUCCGAUAAUCGCAAGAAACAGAAGACAAAACAUAGAGUUGGAUCAAAAUCGUACGCCCAACUAAGUUUUGAGAAGAGAAACUUGGAAACUGGAGAAGAGCCGGAUUGUGUUGCUCUAUGGGAACUCACACACACGAAGAAUGGAACAUGGUCUAACCCAGAGUCCCAGGAAGUUUAUGACAAAGCACGUGAAGCGGUGCAGAACAAAGAAACUGAAACAAAAGGUCCACUAUCAAGCGAGCGAGAGAAACAAUGUUUUUCGGACUGCAUAUAA